AUGUCCACUCUCGGAGAUAUGGGAUUCACCUCUGAAGGCGUCGCUGCUGACUCCGCCGCCGCCGACUGGCAAUCUGAUAUCGGUGAUGUCUCCGCCGGUAGUAACUUUGCGGACAACCAAAGCGAAGCCAUGAGCGGUGGUAAACAAUCCUCACCCUCACGGCGAACGAUCGGUAGGACUUACCUCUUCGUACGGUCGAAAUGA
Molecule: messenger RNA, 204 nt
Organism: Kwoniella botswanensis
Lineage: Eukaryota; Fungi; Basidiomycota; Tremellomycetes; Tremellales; Cryptococcaceae
Exons: 2
Coding region: 1-204 (67 amino acids)
Cellular component (GO): membrane
Source: RefSeq, a predicted model, not a curated record